This is a messenger RNA of Myripristis murdjan (pinecone soldierfish), 2617 nucleotides long. RefSeq names its product MAGUK p55 subfamily member 3-like. The record is from RefSeq and is a predicted model, not a curated record. The transcript has 19 exons. NCBI's taxonomy places the organism in Eukaryota, Metazoa, Chordata, Actinopteri, Holocentriformes, Holocentridae. The coding region runs from base 173 to 1936 and encodes 587 amino acids. Gene Ontology annotation, molecular function: protein binding.
CACCAACCAGCCCCGUGUCCCCUUACGCUUGUCGAGUGCCUCUGAAAGCGAGUUAUUCUUCACUGUUUCCCAGUUUGCUCGGCCAUAACUGAGGAGCGGGAGGAGAGGAGCGCGCCUUUUUAUUUUCCUCCUUCCCCUGUUCAUCCCAUCUGGCCCCUCCAGCCUCCUCUAAAUGAUUGAAGCCAUGCCCAUCGUGUCUGCAAGCACAGGGCUGCAUGAGACUCUUGCUCUGCUUACCUCUCAGCUCCAUCCGGAUGCCAACCACAAAGAAGACAUGGUCUUCCUCAAGGAUGUCUUCAGUGAGAGAAGCCUCGGUUACCUCAUGAAGAUGCAUGAGAAACUGAAGCAGUACGAGAAGCAGAGCCCGACGCCGGUUCUGCACAGCGCCUCCUGUCUGGCAGAGGAUCUGGCCGAAGAGCUCCAGAGUGGACCGAUGGAGGAUGAUGAAAGGGAACUGCUGCUCCUGCUGAGCACUCCUCACCUCAAGGCGGUGCUGUCGGCCCAUGACACGGUGGCCCAGAAGAACUUUGACCCGGUGCUGCCGCCGCUCCCGGAGGAGCUGGAUGACGACCUGGAGGAGGAGUCUGUGAAGAUUGUCCGUCUGGUGAAGAACAAGGAACCCUUGGGGGCGACUAUUCGACGAGACGAGGUGACGGGGGCUGUGAUCGUGGCCAGAAUCAUGAGGGGAGGGGCAGCCGACCGCAGUGGUCUGGUACAUGUGGGAGAUGAACUUCGAGAGGUCAAUGGAAAUCUAAUAAUACACAAAAGGCCAGAUGAAAUUAGUCAGAUUCUGUCCCAGUCACAAGGCUCCAUCACCCUCAAAAUCAUUCCAGCCAUCAUAGAAGAAGACAAACUGAAGGAAAGCAGGGUCUACCUUCGGGCGUUGUUUGACUACAUGCCCUUUGAGGACAAGGCCACGCCCUGCCAGGAGGCGGGACUUCCUUUUAGCAGGGGGGACAUUCUGCAGGUGGUGAGCCAGGACGACCCCACCUGGUGGCAGGCCAAGAGAGUGGGAGACUGUAACCUCCGUGCCGCCCUCAUCCCCUCCACGCAGUUCCAGGAGAGGCGCCUGAGGUACAGGAUGAAAAUGGGCUCCUUCCCUGCCCCUGUGUCCCCUAAAACUCCCACAUAUGAUCGGGCUGACAGAGAAGACUGUGACAGUGAGGGCACUCUGAAUGGACAGGACAUAGCCGGCCUGCGCAGAAGUUUCCGCCUGAGGAAAGAUCGUCAUGGCUCAUCGGGAGAACCUUGCACCCCUGACGCCAGCCAGUCAGAUUUUCUAAUUUACGAGGAAGUAACACAAUAUGUGCCACGCCGUGGUGAACGGCCACGCCUUAUAGUAUUGAUCGGUUCCCUCGGGGCUCGGAUCACAGAGCUCAAACAGAAGGUGAUCUCUGAGAACCCUCGACGUUACGGUGUGGCCGUGCCUCACACCACUCGAGCCAGGAAGAGUCACGAGAGAGAGGGAGUGGAGUACCACUUCAUUACAAAAGCAGCCUUCGAGGCAGACAUCCAGAAUAACAGAUUUAUUGAGUAUGGGGAGUAUAAGGACAACCUGUACGGCACCAGUCUGGAGUCCAUCAACAGCGUUUUAGAUCAAAACAAGGUGUGCUUGGUGGACGUACAGCCAGAGGCACUGAAAACUUUGCGCACCGCUGAGUUCAAACCAUAUAUCAUAUUUGUAAGACCUCGGAUCCACGAUCCUCACUGCAAACAGCUCAGCUCCUCUUCUUCCUCGCUCAGUGCAGGGAUCACGGAGGAGGACCUGCAGGAAAUGCUGCAGUCGGCUGAGCGGAUGGACGAGCGCUAUGGCCAUUGGGUGGACUACGUCCUGGUGAAGGAAGACCCAGUCAGUGCCUUAGCAGAGCUCCAGGUUGUGCUAGAGAGGGUGGAGGUCGAGCCCCACUGGGUGCCUGUGUCAUGGGUCAGGACCUAGCCAGGUCACUUGCGUCAGCUCGGCCAGUGUCACAGCGGAUCGCUGUGGACCGCUGCUUGAGGAGGACAGAUAAAACUGCAGGGAUCCUCUGAAGGUUCUCUAGGUUUGGGUGACCCAGUGUUCACUGCCAUAGUAUACAACCAUUCCACCAGUAAAGGUCUGUGCGGUAUUUGGAUGAGUGGAGUCAGUCCUACAAAAGAACACUGAUUUGCACUGAGGUUUGAGAGCAGCAUGUUCAUCCAUCUGAGUAUCAGGCGAGCCUGUUCAUCUUAGAUUGUUCAGUGUGAAAUGAGUGGGGUAGUUAACAGAUAUUGUGCUAAAAUAAAUAUAUCUAAACUGUACAAACUGUAAUUGGCAGUGCAGUGGCUCUGAAAGGGCAUGUGGUACAUGCAUGCAGGAUAAAGUUUGUGAAAUGAGUGUUAGUCUAAGACUUGCACUCGGUGUGACAGACAGUUUUAAACAUCUAGUAUGUUACAGCAUCUAUAUUGGAAAGGUAAAGUGCCAUAUCCAACAAUAUGUAAAACAUUUGACAAAGUUUAAGGUAAAAUGAAAUUAAAUCAAUAUGCAGACAACUUAUUCUUGCUGGAAACUGUGCUAAUGUGCAUAUUAUCUGACUUCAAAUAUUUAAUUUUGGUUAUGACAAAAUACGCUUGAAUAAAGAGAAAGUAAGAAAAAUUCACA